Penicillium samsonianum is the source of this 1319-nucleotide messenger RNA. RefSeq lists its product as uncharacterized. The coding region runs from base 207 to 1319 and encodes 370 amino acids. The record is from RefSeq and is a predicted model, not a curated record. NCBI's taxonomy places the organism in Eukaryota, Fungi, Ascomycota, Eurotiomycetes, Eurotiales, Aspergillaceae. The transcript is spliced from 3 exons.
GAGAAAAAAAGAGAGAUUAAAUUUGUGAUACUUUGUGUUCCAGAACUGUCCUCAACCACGGAUCCAAGAACCCUAGAGACGAGAACAUACCGCGUCAUCCCUUACUCGACUUCUUCCUUCCUACACUUCACUACCAUCGUAAGUUAACUUAUCUUUCUUCCCAUCUUUCAUAUUCUGACCAGCGCAGAAUCAAUUUAAUCGCAACCAUGGGAAAGAAAGGAGGAAAGAAGAACAAGAAGGGCAGCAAGCCCGUUGCCGCCGUUGUAGACGACGUCAAGGACGUGGUUGAACCCGAUCACGAAACCGAAGGCCAGACUGAGACCGCCGAGCAGACAGUGGCGCCCGAGACUGCGACACAGCCUACUGAGACCGUCGCCGAGCCCAUCAAGGCGCCCGAGACCACCCUCGCGACCGAGGCCCCCGCAACUGAGAUCCCAGCUGUGGCGGAGACCAAGGAUGUGGAGACCAAGGAGGCCGUGAAGGCCGAGAAGGCUCCCGCGACAGAGUCAGUGGAGGAGGCCGUGGAGAAAGCGCAGGCCUCCAAGAUCGGCCAGUUGGGCGAGUUGGAAGCUGGCGCUGCCGCAGGCACUGCUGUCCUCCCGGAGACGACCACCAAGGAGCCCGCGGCUGCGACACUGGUCGAGCGCCCCAAGACCUCGGAAUCAACCGCCGCCCCUACUGUCGUUGCGCCCGAGGCUAUUGCUGCCCCCGCCGAGACCGAUGCUGCCCACCCGAAGCGCCCGUAUGAGAAGCCCAUCUUCAACAACGAGGAGGACUUGAAGCCCCACAAGAUGCCCAAGACCGACGAGGAGGCGCUCCCGGCUAGUGUUGCGGAGGACAAGAAGACCAUUGAAAACUUGGCCGGUGCUGGACCCGCUUCCACUGCUGCGUUCACGACCCCGGAGCCCGUACCUGUUCAGGAUGUGGCACCCAAGGUUGCUGAGGAGAAGAUUCCCGUCGAGUCUGCCCCCAAGCCCACCCCUGCUCAGACCGGCGCCGGCAAGCCUGCCUCCUCUCCCGAAGCGGUCGCCGCCGCGAACGCUGCUAUUCUCUCUUCCAAGGGCGACAAGGCUGCUGCUCCGGCUGCCGCCCCGGUUGCUGCCAAGGAGGCUGAGCCUAAGAAGCCCGAAGCUGCCCUGAAGCGUGGCGAGGAGCCGCUGCCUAAGUCUGAGGCACCCAAGCCCGAGACCAAGGCUGAGCCCCCCGUGGAGGAGGCUGGCAAGGCCCAGCAAGAGGCUCAGAAGACAUCCGAGUCAGCAGAGCAGACCGAGAAGAAGAAGGGCGGGUUCCUGUCCUGGUUGAAGCGCAAGUUCAAAUAA